Molecule: messenger RNA, 1191 nt
Organism: Eimeria acervulina
Lineage: Eukaryota; Apicomplexa; Conoidasida; Eucoccidiorida; Eimeriidae
Product: vacuolar ATP synthase catalytic subunit A, putative
Exons: 12
Coding region: 1-1191 (396 amino acids)
Biological process (GO): proton transmembrane transport; ATP metabolic process
Molecular function (GO): proton-transporting ATPase activity, rotational mechanism; ATP binding
Source: RefSeq, a predicted model, not a curated record
AUGUACGAGUUAGUGCGGGUUGGGUGGCUGCGACUGGUUGGAGAGAUAAUUCGUUUAGAAGGAGACAGCGCCUACAUUCAGGUCUACGAGGAGACAGCUGGUUUGUCUGUGGGAGACCCUGUGCUGAAGACAGGUCAUCCCCUUUGCGUUCGACUGGGCCCCGGGUUAUUAGACGGCAUCUUCGACGGUAUUCAGCGGCCUUUAGAAAGAGUUGCUGCUGCUUCUUCUUCAGUGUUUAUACCCAAAGGCUGCGAUGCGUCUCCUUUAGAUGUUAAUAAGAAGUGGAUGUACACCCCAGCAGAUAAUAUCAAAGUAGGAGAUAUCAUCACAGGAGGAGACGUGUUAGGCGCUGUCUUUGAGAAUAAUUUGUUUAAAAAUCACAAAAUUUUGGUGCCGCCCAAACAAAAGGGGCGGAUAACGUACAUCGCUCCUCCCGGAGAGUACAACAUAACGGAGACGAUAGCGGAGGUGGAGUUUCAAGGAGAGACAUUUGAAUUGUCUCUGUCUCACGACUGGGCUGUGCGAGAGCCUCGUCCUUGUCUAGAGAAACUGCCCGGCAAUACGCCUCUUCUCACAGGGAGGGACGUGUGCAAUUCCCGGGGCAUUCGGAUGUGGGAAGACCUGCAUUUCGCAAGCGUUACUCUAGCUGAAUACUUCAGAGAUAUGGGGUAUAAUGUCGCUAUGAUGGCUGACUCAACUUCAAGAUGGGCUGAGGCACUCAGAGAAAUAUCCGGAAGAUUAGCAGAGAUGCCUGCAGACUCUGGAUACCCUGCUUAUUUAGGGGCUAGACUAGCGAGUUUCUAUGAACGUGCUAGCCGGGUGAAGUGUUUGGGGUCUCCUGAUCGCGAAGGCUCUGUUACGAUUGUAGGCGCGGUGUCUCCGCCUGGAGGGGACUUUUCAGACCCUGUUACGACUUCUACUAUGUCUAUCGUUCAGGUCUUCUGGGGUUUAGACAAAAAGCUCGCGCAGCGAAAACACUUCCCCUCUGUCAACUGGACGACUUCGUUCUCAAAGUAUCUGCGGUUCUUAGAACCCUUCUUUGAUUCUUAUGACUCCGAGUUUGUCGGUCUUAGACAGAAAAUGAGUGAUAUAUUACAGCAGGAAACUGAGCUUACAGAUAUCGUACAACUUGUUGGGAAGGAUUCUCUUUCUGAGGGUGAGGGAGAAGGGCUCCUUAGCCACCGUCUCUGA